Molecule: messenger RNA, 726 nt
Organism: Ectocarpus siliculosus
Lineage: Eukaryota; Phaeophyceae; Ectocarpales; Ectocarpaceae
Source: the annotation of a GenBank genome assembly
AUGGCGCCGCGGGCACUGGUCGCGGCGGAAGUGCCGGGGCUAGCGAUGGACUCCAAGAAGGAGCUGGAAGGCGAGGCCAGGUUGAUUCCGCAGAAGGAACUUUCGGCGCGGCGGCCGGGGGUGGCGAGGGGAGAGGGGACCUUCUUGGCGCAGCGGCGGCGGCGGCGGCGGCGGCGGCAGCGGCGGCAGCGGAGACGACGCAACAGAAGAGACGAUCGGGGGCAGGGACGCCGUUCUGUGGGCUCUUUUUCCCUGGGAUACUCCUCAAAUUCUGGCUGUCACCGUGCUACGAGCGCCGGCGGGACAUGGCCACAGGAACUGGAAUGCCUGGCACGCUCAGCUGUUGCUGAGGGUGAAGACAUCGGGUUCCGGCGGCAGUACGAGGCCUGGGACGAGUUUGUGUACGGUUCCUACGUCCUCUUUCAGGAGGGCUACCGGCGACCACAGCAGUGCGCUCUUGAUCUCCGGCAACAAGGAGGCCAUGACGGCGGCGGUACUGCUACAGGAGGGCCCAUCGUGCGGACGCCAUGCUCUGACUGGGAGGGGACCGAUGCUCCUGCCCUGUGCGAGUCCAUCGGCAACGACAGCGCACGUCUUGGAGGCGGAAGCCUGAGCGACGUCGGUCGCACGCGCUCUCUCACGGUCUUGGCGGAAUGCUUCAGGCAAGAUACAAGAUACGGUUCGGAGGGCAAGACGAAAAUAAAGAGGACUCCGAAGGCGGGGUAG